Paramecium pentaurelia is the source of this 819-nucleotide messenger RNA. Lineage: Eukaryota; Ciliophora; Oligohymenophorea; Peniculida; Parameciidae. The record is from the annotation of a GenBank genome assembly.
AAUGAGUUUCUUAGAAAGCUAUGACUUUCUACUUACCAUUCGGCAUUUAGAAUUAGGAUAAAUUGAUAUUUGGAAAUAAAAAGAGAAUGGAUAAUUGGCAUAUUGUAAAAUAUUACAAUCAGAUAUUUCUAAAUAAGAAUUGCAUGAAAGAUCAAAUUGGGAACAUGAGAAUGUAAUCGAAUUAUUAGCUGCUGAAUUACACAAAUAAAACAAUAAUAGCUAUAUAUCAAUAUAUUAUGAAUUUUAUGAUUCAACUUUAUAAGAUUACUUAAUUAAUCAGGAAUUACCUAUUGCUGAGACUGAAAUUUGGAAUCUAUUUUAUUAGAUUUUAUAAGGAGUAAUGUUUAUUAAAUCUAAAAAUCAAACUUCAAAUUUAUGUACUACUUGUAUUUUCUAUAAUAAUGGAUAGAUUAAAAUAAUGGAAGGACAAUCUUAUAAUAUGUAAUAGUAAUUAGGUUUAGUGUUAUUUGAAUUAUGCACAAGAGAAUCAUAAUAUUUAAUAUUAGAAGAUAAUAAAACAAUAAAUAUGAAUAAUUUGAAUUACAUGAUGAAUGAAUGUAAGUACAGUAAAUUAUUAAUACAAAAAAUAUUUGACCUUGUAAAUUCAAAAGAUACAGAUUAAAUUUAAAUAAUAUAUGUAAGAACUCAAAAUCUAAUUAGAAUUAAUUGUCUCCAUAUAAAGAUAAUAUAUUAUAACUAAAACCAUUCAAUUUUUCGAUUACUAUUAAUACAUCACUUACAGAUAGAGCAAAUAAAGCAAUUAGAAAUUACAAAGAAGUAUUAAAAAGAGUCAAUUACAUGUAUCAAUUAGCUUUAUGA